Molecule: messenger RNA, 1394 nt
Organism: Theobroma umbraticum
Lineage: Eukaryota; Viridiplantae; Streptophyta; Magnoliopsida; Malvales; Malvaceae
Gene: UCH2
Product: Peptidase C12, ubiquitin carboxyl-terminal hydrolase 1
Biological process (GO): ubiquitin-dependent protein catabolic process; protein deubiquitination
Cellular component (GO): cytoplasm
Molecular function (GO): cysteine-type deubiquitinase activity
Source: RefSeq, a predicted model, not a curated record
AGAUUCAUUUAUUAGAUCAUCGCUGGUGGGAAAGCUCACAGCAGAAGUAACCCCGCGAAGUUUUAGCCUUUAGCCAUUUAGGGUUGAGGAAGAAAGUCCGAAGACCCCCUCUUUCCUUUCUACUUGCUGCAGCUGCUAAUUUCUCACCAUGUCUUGGUGCACAAUUGAAUCCGAUCCGGGUGUUUUUACAGAACUUAUACAGCAGAUGCAAGUUAAAGGCGUACAACAGGUGGAGGAGUUGUAUUCAUUGGAUCUUGAUGCUCUAAACAAUCUUAGGCCUGUGUAUGGGUUGGUUUUCCUUUUCAAAUGGCGCCCAGGGGAGAAGGAUGAACGUCUUGUAAUUAAGGACCCAAACCCUAAUUUAUUCUUUGCUAGUCAGGUCAUCAAUAAUGCUUGUGCUACACAAGCAAUAUUGUCUAUCCUCAUGAACUGCCCAGAUAUUGACAUUGGCCCAGAACUUUCAAAGUUGAAAGAAUUCACUAAAAACUUUCCUCCAGAGCUCAAGGGUCUGGCUAUAAAUAACAGUGAAGCCAUACGUGCAGCCCAUAAUAGCUUUGCAAGGCCCGAGCCUUUUGUCCCAGAGGAGCAGAAAGCUGCUGGGAAAGAUGACGAUGUCUACCAUUUCAUAAGCUACAUACCUGUUGAUGGGGUACUGUAUGAGCUUGAUGGACUGAAGGAGGGACCCAUUAGCCAUGGUCAGUGCCCUACUGGCCAAGGAGACAUGGAAUGGUUGAAGAUGGUGCAACCAGUAAUCCAAGAGCGUAUUGAGAGAUAUUCGAAAAGUGAAAUAAGAUUCAACCUCAUGGCAGUUAUCAAGAACAGGAAAGAGAUGUACACUGCUGAACUUAAGGAGCUCCAAAAGAAGAGGGAACGCAUCUUGCAGCAGCUGGCUACCAUACAGUCGGACAGACUGGCAGACAGGAGCAGCUUUGAAGCACUAAACAAACAACUUUCAGAAGUAAAUUCAGGGAUUGAGGGUGCCACUGAGAAGAUUUUGAUGGAGGAGGAGAAAUUCAAGAAGUGGAGGACUGAAAAUAUUCGUAGGAAACACAACUACAUACCCUUCUUGUUCAACUUCCUUAAAAUUCUUGCUGAAAAGAAGCAAUUGAAACCCCUUAUUGAGAAAGCUAAGCAGAAAACUAGCAGCUCUAGGUGAAGCGCUUUUCUGUUUUGUUUUUCUUUUUUGAUCGACUUUGAUGCUUAGUCCAAAUCCAAAAGAAAAGGAGUGAGCUUGAGGACCCUUUAUGAUCAUAUUUAACAGCUCUGUUUACAAAUGACUUUCUCCUUGGAUUUUGUCUGAAGUCUUUUGCCUCCCAUGUUUGUUGAUGCUAACAUUCUGCUCUAAAUAAACAUCUUUGGCUGAUACAACAUGCUAUGAAUGCCAUUUUAGCUCA